UUAUUUAUUCCGGUAGAGGGCGCUUUUAAUCGCUCGGCCACGUAAGUCAGGGUCGUAUUUUUCUUCACUGUGUUAUUUUAAUACGUUAAUUCCACCUUGCGGGAUAAUAUGUGAGAAUGUUAUAGCAUUACAAAAAGUGUAAAAUAAAUUUCCCGUGUUGUAGCUUCCCCUGGACUGCGUUUUCAGAUUGACAAAUAUGUCAAACUUUCAACCAAGUCCGUACAACAAUAUCUCGGGAGUGCCACAGACAAAUGCGCAGCCCGGGCCACAAUAUGCCAACCAAUAUAAUCCAACGUCACAACCAUCAAUAUUAAAGCAAGACGCUAACUCAAACAGUCCUGUGCCUGGAUUCAUUAGCCCGACUAACCAGAGCAAAUUCAAUCACUAUAAUCAAAGUGCAAGUAGUUCGCCUGCCUUCAAUCAGUCGGGAAUUAUGCCUCAGCCAUCUCCUGCCUUCAAUUCAUCACCAUUGAGACCACCAAUCAAACCUAUUAUAGGAAGUUCAAAUCAAAACAUGUUUCAAAACAUUCCUUCAUCUUCAGCUAAUCCCAAUUCUAAUACUUUGCCUUACCAUCCUAAAUACCAAGAACAGCAUCAAAUAAAUCAUAAUACUCCACCUCUUAUUCCAUCUAGUCAAUUCAAUCAACCACUUAUGAAUGGUCCACCCUCACUACCACCACAAAUAAACCAACCAACAAUGCAACAUACAACUAUAACUUCACCACCAUCAACUUCCUACAGUCCUGUUAUUAACAAGCCACCUGUUAAUUCUACGAACUUACUAGGGCCAAUGAAUCAAUCUGUGCCACCAGCUUAUUACCCUCCUGCAUCAGUACCGCCUGGCCCAUUGACUAGUCAACCUAGUACUUCAUAUUCAGGCCCUUUACAAAAUAGUCCUUCAAUAUCAGGUCCGCCCAUGACUCGACCUCCCAUCUCCACUGGGCAAAUUGGUCAAAUAGGGCAUCCAAGACCAACAGGAGUAAAUGGCCCAAUUGGUCCCAUGCCUGGCCAAAUAAGGCCUAACACUGGUAUUGCAUCUGGGCCAACUUCUCUACCCCCAAUAAGUGGGUUGAUGAAGCCUCCUAUGGGGCCACAAAUUGGUAAUCAACAAUAUUCCACUCAACAUAACAAUGGAUUAGUAGGGCCAAAUGUAUCAAUGGGUGCACCUGGACCAAGACCACAAAUGUACAGUGGUCCUGCGAGCUUACCAAUGGGACCGUUGCCACCACAGCCUAGUGUAAAUCAAAUGAGUCAAAAUCCUAAUGCUGGCCCGCCUACUGGACAUUUACCGGGGCCACCUAAAUCGAACAUACAGAACAGAUACCCACAAAUGCCUCCAAGUGGGUCUAGCCAGCAACCUCUGCUGCCCCCACAGCCUGUGGGCAAGCAGUAUCAGACGCCAUAUACUGCUCAAGCUAUGACACAGCAAAUGGGCCAGUUGAGUGUGACGAAGCAGGGUUUUGAUCAGUUAUGGGGUCAUCAGAUGAUGGAUUUACUUCAAUGCCGACAUAUACUGCCUGAGUACCCUGAGGAUCCUCCAGAGAUAAGGCUCGGCCACCAGUUUGCGGAUGCACCAAAUUGCAGUCCUGAUAUCUUUCGAUGUACAGUAAACCGAAUACCGGACACUAAUUCGUUGCUACAAAAGUGUAGACUACCUUUGGGUAUUCUUAUUCACCCAUUUAAGGAUCUUAAUAACCUGCCAGUAAUCCAGUGCAGUACGAUAGUGCGGUGCCGCGCUUGCCGCACCUAUAUUAACCCUUUCGUCUACUUUGUGGACGCUAAGCGCUGGAAAUGCAACCUCUGCUACCGUGUUAAUGACUUGCCCGAAGAGUUUCAAUACGACCCAGUGAGUAAGUCGUACGGCGAGCCGACGCGCAGACCAGAGAUCAAAUCCGCAACCAUAGAGUUCAUAGCGCCCGGCGAGUACAUGCUGCGUCCCCCGCAGCCCGCUGUCUACCUCUUUCUGUUUGAUGUCUCGCAGAUCGCACGAGAAUCCGGUUAUCUACAGGUGGUAUGCGACACUCUAAGGGAGAAGCUGGACGAGCUGCCCGGAGAUGCGCGCACGCAGGUCGGCUUUAUUUGCUACGACGCGCACGUGCAUUAUUACCUGAUGGCGGACGGACUUGCCAGGCCUAAGGAGCUCACUGUUAUCGACAUUGAUGACGUGUUCCUGCCGUCGCCGGAGUCGCUGCUGGUGAACCUGGGCGAGUGCCGCGACACGGUGUGCGAGCUGCUGAGCGUGCUGCCGCGCAGGUACUCCGUCCCCGGCGUGCCCGGCUGCGCGCUCGGCGCCGCGCUGCAGGCCGCAUACAAACUUAUGGCACCGACCGGAGGACGCAUAACUGUGUUCCAAACAUGUUUGCCUAACAUUGGACCUGGAGCGUUACAAUCAAGGGAAGACCCGAACAGUCGUUCAUCAAAAGAAGUAGCUCACUUGAACCCAGCGAGCGACUUCUACAAGCGACUGGCGCUGGACUGCAGCGGCGCGCAGGUCGCCGUCGACCUGUUCCUGCUCAGCUCACAGUACUGCGACCUCGCCACGCUCAGCGGUAUGAGCAAGUUCAGCGCGGGCACGGUGUACCACAUCCCGCUGUUCCGCGGCGCGCGCGCCUGGCAGGCGGACAUGCUCGCGCGCAUGCUCGCGCGCUACCUCACACGGAAGAUCGGCUUCGAGGCUGUGAUGCGAGUACGCUGCACCAAGGGUAUAGCUAUCCACACGUUCCACGGCAACUUCUUCGUGCGGUCGACGGACCUGCUGUCGUUGCCCAACGUGUCGCCGGACGCGGGCUUCGGCAUGCAGCUCACUAUAGAGGAGUCAGUCUCCGACUUACAGCACGUCUGCUUCCAGGCCGCGCUGCUUUACACUAGCAGUAAAGGCGAGCGUCGUAUCCGCGUGCACACGCUGGCGCUGCCCAUCGCCACCAACCUGACGGACGUGCUGCACUCCGCAGACCAGCAGUGCAUCAUUGGACUGCUCAGCAAAAUGGCUGUGGACCGUUGCGCGUCCGCGUCAAUGUCCGAGGCGCGCGAGGCGCUGAUGAACGUGGCGGUGGACGCGCUGUCGGCGCACCGGCUGGCGCGCAACCUGCCCGCCGGCGCCGCCUCCAGCGCGCUGCACGCGCCCGCCUCGCUGCGCCUGCUGCCGCUCUACCUGCUCGCGCUACUCAAGCGGAAAGCGUUCCGUACCGGCACAUCGACACGUCUGGACGAGCGUGUGGCGGACAUGUGCGACAUGAAGACGUUGCCGCUGGGGCAGCUGCUGCGAGCGGUCUACCCCGACCUGUACGCAGUGCACGACCUGCAUCUGCACAUGCGAAACGACCAAAACGACCAGCAAGAUCAGAACGAUCAACAGGAUCGCGACCAGGAACACGACGAGGAGGAGGACGAUGCGCCUGAUCCUCCCCGGCUGCAACUUACGGCGGAACGUAUAAACUCUGACGGCGCGUACCUGCUAGACGACGGGAGCACACUAAUGAUAUACGUGUGCUGCAACGUGAGCCCCGCGUUCCUCUCGGAGGCGUUCGGCGUGAGCGCGCACGCGCAGCUGCCGGAGGAGGCGCGCAGCCUGCCGCGGCUGGACACGCCCGCCAGCAGGCUGCUGCACGCCUUCAUUGACAAACUGAAUGAUGACCGGCCCUACCCCUCCGGCGUACACAUACUCAGGGAUACAUCACCAAUGCGGCAGAUAUUCACAGAGCGGCUGGUGGACGACCGCGUGGAGUCCGCAUUCUCCUACUACGAGUUCUUACAGCACGUCAAGAACCAAGUGAAAUGAUCCGAGAGUGAGUAGUGAGUGAGUUCUCACAGCGCCAUCUGACGGACACUGGUGAUACUGUAGUGAUGACGCGACACUGCCCUCGCCCUCGCCCCCGCCCCGUACUGCUCGCACUCGUAUAUUGUCGUCCCUUUCUCUCAUUGGUAUGACGUAAUACAAGUGUCGCAGUAAACCAGUCGGCUGUAUACAUUUGUAUACAUUGAAACUUUAGACGCUUGUAUACUUCGGUUUUUUUAAUAUUCAUUAUCGGAAGUAUAUAAAUGAAUAAUUAAAUACAAUUUUGAAAUUAAUGUUGUAUACAAGUUUUUGAAGCUAUACAACCUUACAAAUAAACGCGGUAUAAAGUUAAAUUUAGGAAUAAACUGAGUAUAGGCAAUUUGUACUAAUAUUUGCUUAUACUUAGUUUAUUGCUAAUUUUAACUUUAUUAUGCGUUUAUUUGUAAAGCUGUAAAUGUAUAUACUUUUAUGCAGCUGUACAUAGCUAUUGUGCUAAGAUAUAGCUUUCUUGUGAAUCGCUUUAAUAUAUACAAACACAUUUGUUAUCAAUAAAAUGUUGCAAUUUUAA
This is a messenger RNA of Papilio polytes (common Mormon), 4343 nucleotides long. It is a transcript of the gene Sec24AB, whose product is annotated as protein transport protein Sec24A. Lineage: Eukaryota; Metazoa; Arthropoda; Insecta; Lepidoptera; Papilionidae. Gene Ontology annotation, molecular function: zinc ion binding; SNARE binding. Gene Ontology annotation, cellular component: COPII vesicle coat; endoplasmic reticulum exit site. The record is from RefSeq and is a predicted model, not a curated record. Gene Ontology annotation, biological process: COPII-coated vesicle cargo loading; intracellular protein transport; endoplasmic reticulum to Golgi vesicle-mediated transport. The transcript is spliced from 16 exons. Bases 197 to 3778 code for a protein of 1193 amino acids.